AUGAGCAUUAGUAGUAUUGGUGAUUUACUUCCAGACAAUGUGAAUUCUCUGAUUCUAGGAGAACAUGAACGUCGAGGUUCAGACAGUGAUAUAACUUUUCCACUCAGACAUCCGCUUAGACCAAGUUUUAAACAAAAAUUUCGAGCACCUUUGUUGGAACUUAAUCGUUACAAAUAUAUUGUCAAUGUAUCAAUUCUGGAAAAUAAAGGUGCAGGUGUUAGAAUGCAAGUUAAUUGUUUAUGGGAUUCAGAUACUGAUAAUCUUGCACAAGAAACAUUUAAAAAUAAGUAUCUGAUUGAUUAUAUUAACAUAAACGCGGAAAAAUUAAGACAUAAAUUUGUCAAGAAUAAAGGUCAAGAAUAUUUGGAGAUUGAAGCGAGGGAUAUUUUGAAUUUUAAACAGCAAGCUGGUAUAUUAGAAGGAGAGUGGGAUGAAGUGGUUAGUCGAAACUUGAAAGAAACAGAAAUUAAAAAUUUUGUUGGAAUGGCUAUUUCGAAAUUAGUUGACACUUAUAAAGAUAAUUGUGAUCCAAAUUCUAAUGAUUAUAGACGUGUAUCAGGAUGGAUUACUGCAACAAAUGAAAAACGGAAAGUUCAAGGUGAUCAUAUUGAACUGUAUGAUUUUCCCGACGAUAGAGUUAAAAUUGAUGUGCGGAACACUCGUUCUGAGCGAUUUUGGGGCUUGGCAUUCCGAGUUUGGGUGACAGGUAUAGUUAUAACUGGUUACAGGUUUGCACAAAGUCUAGAAGCUUUCAGUGAAUUUAAGUGUUUCUUUUUUUUUAGAGAAGAAGCAAACCUGCCCAUUGGCAAAACUAGAGACAAACCUGCUUUAAAUUGGUGCUUAGAUAAAAAGGGUUGGAGUACUCAGAAAUAG
Molecule: messenger RNA, 873 nt
Organism: Entrophospora sp. SA101
Lineage: Eukaryota; Fungi; Glomeromycota; Glomeromycetes; Entrophosporales; Entrophosporaceae
Source: the annotation of a GenBank genome assembly